UCUCUGUCUCUCUCUGUCUCUCUGUUUUCUCGCUCCGUGUUUCUCAGAAAAAAAAAUCAAAGAAAAAAUGUCGACCGAUUCUGCCGUCUCUAUUGCAUGGGAUGUCUUGAAGUGGGUAGUUAUUCCCAUCAAGCGUCAAUUCGGAUACGUGAUGUCCUCCAAGAGAUACGCCCGGGAUCUUCAGAAGGAAGUGGGGAAGCUGGAGUCCGAGGAUGAGAGGAUCCAGAAUGCCAUGCGAGUCGCCGGAGACAAUCUUCGGCAUGUCUAUAGUCACGUCAGUGAAUGGCAGAGAAGUGCUGAGAAGGUCUUGAAGGAGUCGGGAGACCUGUUGGGAGACUUCGAAAAGGCGAGCAAGACUUGCUGCUACGGGACUCUUCCUGACCCCAAUUUUCGCUAUCAGUUCAGCAGGAAGGCCAAGGACAAGAUCAAAGUCAUUCAGGACCUCGCUACAAAAGGCUGUCAAUUCAAUGAAUUGAACAUCUCCUCCAGAGCUCCAGCUCCGGGGAUUGUCACUGCUCCGACUAGGGCCAGGAGAGAGGGCAAAGAAGUCGUCCAGUGGACCACUGCCACGGCCUCUGCUUCUUCUGCCUCUACGUCGAUUAGAGACGAUGGUGUCUUCAAAUCCAGAGCUCAGAUGAUAAGGGACAUCAUAGACGCUCUUGCUGAUAACAGCAACCGAGUGGUCGGGGUUUACGGGAUGGGCGGGGUUGGCAAGUCCACCCUUUUGGUGGAUACCGAAAGGAGAAUACGGGAAGAGAAAUCAUUCGAUCUGGUAGCUAAGGCUGACGUGUCAGAAAAUCCAGACGUCAAGAGGAUUCAAGGAGAGAUCGCGCAUUCGUUGGGCCUGGACAUAAAGAACGAAGAGUAUAUCAACGUGCGAGCAGAGCGUCUGCACACAAGGUUGGAAAAGGAGGAGAGGGAGAAAAAGAAGGUGCUCAUAAUACUGGACAACCUCUGGGAGAGGCUGGACUUGGACAAAGUCGGCAUUCCUUGCGGACCUGGCAACAAAGCUAGAGGAUGCAAGUUGUUGUUGACGGCGAGAGAUCAACGUGUUUUGCGAAGGGAAAUGCUCUGUGACAGCGCCUUCCUCCUUGGUGGGCUGGAAAACGUAGAGGCAAAGAGAUUGUUUGAGAAGACGGUGGGAGGCAAAGUUACCGUUGAGUUGGAACCCUUGGUGGAGGAAGCACUCCGCAUAUCUGCAGGUUUGCCUUUCCUAAUUGUCGCGAUAUCAAAGCUUUUUAUAGACACUAGUUACUCUGAAUGUGACUACGCUUUGAAACAAAUCUGGAGCGAAGAUACUGGUAAAGUGAUAACUAAAAGGCUGCAACUUAGUUAUGGUCGUAUAAGCGAGGAGGCCAAGUCAUUGUUACGACUUUGUGUUGCUUAUGGCGUCUCUAAACCAUAUCCCGACUACUUGGCGAGGUACGGCUUCGGUUUGCGGAUAUUUCAAGGAGUUAGCAGCGUGCAAGAAGCUAGAGUUAGGUUGGGCUCACUGAUCCAUACUCUGCAAGCCUCCUCCCUUUUAUUAGACGGUGAAGAAGACGCGGGUGGUUUUAAGAUUCAUGACUUGGUUCGUGAGUUUGUUGCCUCGUUUGCAUCAACAAAUCGCCCUCUUCUCAUUUUGAAAGAUAAAGAUAAGUGGGAAACAACGUUGUCGGAGGAGAGGCUCAAAAUUUGUGAGGCGAUAUGCUUUCCCUACGUCGAUUUGGAGGAGCUUCCCAAAGAAUUAAUCUGUCCGGAAUUGCGUAUCUUUUUGCUGCUUGAAAACGAAAGAUCUCUUGAGAUCUCGGAUUCGUAUUUCAACUCUAUGAAGAAUCUCAUGGCCUUAGAUCUUAGCGGAAUACGUCUCGGUCGUUCGCCUUCGCCGUUUCAAUUCAUGGAGAACUUACACACUUUGUGUGUCGAUGAUUGUUCAGUAGAGGAUGUGUCCGUUCUUGGCAAGCUAAAAGGCCUCCAAAUUCUCAGCCUUCAGCACUCAGACAUUCAGCAAUUGCCGAAACAAAUAGGGCAACUAACGAAGCUGAGGUUGUUAGAUUUGGAUUAUUGUUCAAAACUACAGAUAAUUGAACCGGGUGUCCUUGGAAGGUUGACCAAAUUGGAGGAGUUAUAUAUGAAGAAUAGCUUUGAUCAAUGGAGUGCUGGGGAGCAAACUCCAGCAACUAAUGCCGGUCUUAUUGAAUUGAAUAACAUGAAGAAUCUCCGCACUCUGCAUGUAUCCAUUCGCAAUCCAAGUGCGCUCCCAAGGGAUCUAGAUGUUGAGAAGUUAACCAAGUACAAAAUCCGAAUAGGUGAUGCACGGCGCUGGAGAGACUACGAAGGAUCGAGGAUGUUGGAGCUCAACUUGGAUGGAACAAGCGAUGUUCUUCGAAAAGAAUGCAUUCAAAGUAUCUUAGCCAAAGCUGACGAUUUGUUUUUGUACAAGUUGGACAGAACUGAGAAAAGUAUUUCCGCAUUAUCCUCGAAAGGUUUUCCAAAAUUAAAGCAUCUACAUGUGGGGCAUAGUCCUUCGUUCCGUUACAUCCUCGAAUGGUCUUCCCUUCCUACUUUUGAGGCGUUGGAGACGCUACUUCUCGAUAAUCUCGUCAACUUGGAGAAGAUAUGCACCAAAAAUAUCUCCAUCGGGUCCUUCAGCACAUUAAAAGUAGUACGAGUUGAAGAUUGCAACAAGAUGGAAGUUCUAUUUCCUUGUUCGAUGAUGAGAGAACUUCCACAGCUAGAAGAAAUUGAAGUUGCCCGCUGCAAGUUAAUGCGGGGGAUUGUAGAGGCUGAUGAUGAUCGUGGCAAAUUUGAGUUGCCUAAGUUGCGUGAAUUGAAAUUGGAUGAGUUGCCAAAUAUCGAGAAUUUUAUCACCACCGGGUCGUCUCCUUCAAGGAGUACAUCGGACUACCAAAUUGGCACUCAAAUUGCAUUCUUCAACGGACAACAGGUUGCAUUUCCUAGCUUAGAGACAUUAGACAUCACUGGCAUGGAUAACAUCAAGAUGAUAUGGGACAAUCAAGCUGCUGCGGAUUCUUUCCCUAAGCUAAAAUCGCUUUGUGUGGAUGGAUGCAAUAAGCUGAAGUGUGUAUGGGAUAAGGAACUCCACCAUCAAGUUAAAUUCCAGUGUCUACAUUCUAUUAGCGUUUCCUCCUGCAAGAGCCUCACCUCUCUAUUUCCAGCCUCGAUAGUUAGAGACCUAACGCAACUUGAGGAGCCGGAGAUCCGUGAAUGUGGCAUUGCGGAACUCAUCGAGAAGGAAGAAGGAGUAAGAGUUCCCGGGUUUGAUUUCCCAAAGUUAACCUCCCUCCAACUUGAGCAUCUUACAAAAUUGAAGUGUCUCUACACCGGAACACAUACUUCCCAUUGGCCAGCAUUAAAGACCUUAAGGGUGGAUGGCUGUAACAAAGUAGACAUACUUGCUUCCCAAAUUGAGAAUGAGAUGCCACGUCAUAAACAACCUCUCUUCUUGAUAGAAAAGGGUACAUUCCCUAAUCUCCAAGAGUUCAAAUUGGAUUUAUGCGAACGGAUGGAGAUAUGGCAUGGGGAUUUUGAUGAUGAAGAAUUAUUCUGCAAGCUUAGAGUUCUUGAGCUUUGUCAUCUCUCCAAGGAAUCUGCAACAUCUACAAGUCGUUUUGUUGAGAGUUUAACCAACUUGGAAGAGCUAGUCAUACGUGAAUCUUAUCUGGAACAGCCAAGCAGCAAUGUGGAAGCCAUGGAAGGCCCUAGUCAAGAGCAAAAAGUAAUAUUACCCUUUUCAAGACAAAUUAAACAUUUGAAGGCUCUAAAUGUGUCGGAUUGUGAUGGGUUAUCAAGUAUGUUUACACCGACAAUAGCUGAAAAUUUGGUGGCUCUCACAAAAUUGAGGAUAAGUAAUUGCAGGAUAUUGACAGAAGUUAUUAGUGACAAGGGAAGUAAAGAGGGGCAUGAAGCGGCUUUCCAUCAUUUGAAAUAUAUGGAGCUUGAUGGGUUGAUAGAGUUGAAAUGUUUCAGCUCAGGUGGAUGCGCUUUAAUAUUCCCUCUCUUGGAAGAUGUCAUUGUGAAUGUAUGUCCCAACAUGAAGUUCUUCUCCGAGGGGCCAAUAGAGGCACCAAAGCUGGAUAGAGUAAAAGUAGGUAUGAUGAAAUGGUAUGGACCAAUAGAGUACCAGUAUUUUUGGAAGGAAAACCUCAACAUGACCAUCCAAAAUAUUUUUAAAGAAAUGGCUACGGUUGCUAAGGCUAAGUUUGUGCGUCUAUUUGAGUUCCCCGAGCUCGUUGGAAAGUGGCACAAUGAAUAUAAUCCCGUCAAUUCAUCUUGGCAAUUAGAAACCCUGGUGGUGGAUAAGUGUCCAUCAUUUAUUAAUGCUAUGCCAUCCAAAUUGAUGCUUGUUUUAGAGAAAAUGACGAUCUUGCAAGUGUACGAUUGCGAAUAUUUGGAAGAAAUAUUCGAUCUUCAAGGGCUUGAAGCUGUGGAAAGCACUCGGGUGCUACCUCGCUUAGUGCAUUUGAACUUCUUCAAUCUACCAAAGUUGAGGCAACUAUGGAACAAAGAUCUUCAAGGAACGAUGCGCUUCAAUUCUCUAUCUUCUCUGACUCUUUAUAAAUGCAGCAACCUAAGACAUGCUUUCACUCCAUCGAUGGCUUGGUGCCUUGCCAAUCUAGUAGAUGUGGAAAUAAGGGCGUGUGAUCAUAUGGAAGGAGUGAUCGAAGAUGAAGAAGGGCAAGGAAGCGCAGUGGAGAAGAUUACGUUCCCCAAUCUCUCGACGAUUAAAUUGAAAUGGCUGCCUAAUUUGACUAGUUUCUUAUCGGGAAAGAAUCAUGCAUUGGAAUGUCCCAAAUUAGAAUAUCCGAGGAUUGCCCACUGCCCCAAAAUGAGAAGUUUGACGUGGCAGUCUUCAAUGGAUAUUGACCAUAACACGCCUUCACUUUUCACUCCACGGGUACAAUUUCUUGGGCUCAAGUGGAUGGUUCUCUCUCACAUGGACAAUUUAAGCAAAAUAUGGCCCGACAAUCCUCAAGAAACUCUCACUUUUGACUCUCUACUGGAAGUGAAGGUCAAAAAUUGCGAGAGCCUAGAAAAUCUGUUUCCAUAUUGGGUGGGUACAAGUCUAACCCAACUUGGGAAGCUUCGAGUGGAAUCUUGUAGGAUCGAGGAAAUAGUCACUAAUGGAGACGACACUCGACACUCCAAUGUUGCUCAAGUUCUUUUCCCGAAACUAACGUCUUUGGUGUUACAUGAUAUGACACGACUCAAGACCUUCUGCCCUAACUUGCCCACUUUGAAUUGGCAAUUCUUGAAGGAGUUGCGAGUGACUCACCGUGAUAAACCGAACAUGUUGUCUUUUGCGGCAUCCAUGAGCAAGUGGACUCAGAGAGAUGAUCAACAGGACCUUUCAAACCAAGAAGCGCACUCUUCGUUUGAGAGGGACUUUCCCAACUUAAAUAGACUUUUAUUAGUCGCUAAGGAUAUUCGGAUGAUACGGAAUGGGAAAUUUCCCGAUGACAUCUUUGGGAAGCCAAAAGCACUAACAUUGGCAUGCUUCCAUGAUGAAAAGGCCACCUUUCCUCCCAGUUUCCUACUAGAGAGAUUUCAGAAUAUGAAAAGUCUUGAGAUCUUCCGUAGCUCUUUUGAAGAUAUAUUCCCCGGAGGAGGGAUUGUUGAUGAGGGAAAACGUCCAGUGCUUGAAAGUUUAAGAAAACUUAAGUUGAGCAAGCUACACAAGCUAAAGCGUGUGUGGAGAGAAGACUGUUCAGUGUCCAAAAUUCUUCCGAGCAUCAAAACACUUGAGGUCCGGGAUUGUCCCGAGUUGACGGUACUAUUUCCGGCCGUGACAUCCUUCGGGAAUUUGACGAAGUUGGUGGUGAAGAAUUCCUCUGGAUUGGUACAUCUAGGAACAGCUUCAACGAUAGCAAGUUUGGUGCAUCUUGAGAAUAUGACUAUAGUAGGAUGUGAAAGAAUGAAAGAAGUAGUGGCAGACGAUGAAAAUGAAAAAGGACAAGUGAUUUCUUUUAGGAAGCUAAAAAAGUUGACACUCCAAAAUAUGCCAAGCCUAGAAUGUUUCUCCACCACAAGUUGCAUCUUGGGGUUUCCACUCUCGUUUAGGAUUGAAGUGGAAGAGUGCCCCAAAAUGAAGAUCUUUUCUAAGGGUACGCUAAGCAUUCCAAAGUACUAUAACGGGACACAGUUUGGAUACGAUUGGGAAUGCAGCCGGGAGUGGGAGGGUGAUCUGAAUAGAGCUAUACAGAAGUUGUCAUCAUAA
Messenger RNA from Rhodamnia argentea, 6217 nucleotides. RefSeq lists its product as uncharacterized. The record is from RefSeq and is a predicted model, not a curated record. Lineage: Eukaryota; Viridiplantae; Streptophyta; Magnoliopsida; Myrtales; Myrtaceae. The transcript has 6 exons. Bases 68 to 6217 code for a protein of 2049 amino acids. Gene Ontology annotation, molecular function: ADP binding.